Molecule: messenger RNA, 1729 nt
Organism: Eleginops maclovinus (Patagonian blennie)
Lineage: Eukaryota; Metazoa; Chordata; Actinopteri; Perciformes; Eleginopidae
Product: P2Y purinoceptor 3
Exons: 4
Coding region: 425-1729 (434 amino acids)
Biological process (GO): G protein-coupled receptor signaling pathway
Cellular component (GO): membrane
Molecular function (GO): oxysterol binding; G protein-coupled receptor activity
Source: RefSeq, a predicted model, not a curated record
GCAUCCAGCAAAGAGAGGCACGAACAACACAUCACUACAAAAGCUAAUUAAGUUCAAUUUGCCAGAUAUUUUGCAGCCUCGUCUCUAAAUAUAAAUCUGAAGCCAGUUGAUCCUCGGCCGCUGCUAUUAAAAGCCGCUCCUCUGCAGUCCUGUAUUGGGUUUCGUUCCUGCGGUUCUGACUGAAUGAGCGCUGAUCAAUUAUUUACAGACAGAGCUGAAGGUCGGAGGAACCCCGAGAGACCCUCGAGAAGAAACACCUCCGAGAAACAAACUGCAGUGAGGAAGAGGAGGAGGAGGAAGAGACGCUCGGAACAUGGGUCGGUCGACGAGGACAGCCGGAGAUCGAUGAGAGGACGGACGCAGGAAGAGACGAGAUGACGCCACAGAGGAAGCUCCCAGAGGAACCGGUCCAGUAACCUUCAUCAUGGGAUUGAGCCAGAUCUCCAACGUCACUCCGGACGGCGGCUUGUUGGCGGUCGAGGCAGCGAUCAACCAUCCGAACACCUCCGCCCCCCCACCGCCGUCCUGCAGCAUUGACGAGUCCUACAAGUACGUGUUCCUGCCGGUGUGCUACUCGCUGACCUUCGUCUUCAGCCUCAGCCUGAACUCCGUGGUGCUGCUGCGGUCCUGCGGCGGUGGCGGCGGGCGGCGCUGGAACACGUCUCUGAUCUACAUGGUGAACCUGGCCACCACCGACCUGAUGUACGGCCUGUCGCUGCCCUUCCUGGUGGCCAGUUACGUCCUGAGGGACCGCUGGGUGUUCGGAGACUUCAUGUGCCGCCUCGUUCGCUUCCUGUUCUACUUCAACCUGUACUGCUCCAUCUUCUUCCUCACCUGCAUCUCCGUGCACAGGUACCUGGGGAUCUGCCACCCGAUGCGGACCAUCACUCUGGAGAGUAAGCGUGUGGUGAAGGCAACCUGUGCACUGGUGUGGGUCGUGGUAUUCAUCCUCACCUGCCCCAUCUUCAGGUUCGCCCAGACCGGGUACGUGAGGCGUGGCGGCGGCGGGUCGAGGGAAGACUGGAACAUGACUGGAGAUCCCCCGGGAGACGAGGGCGGCUACACCAACUGCUGGGAUGACGCCAUCGACAAAGAGUUCGCCGACUACGUUCCGUACGGCAUCGUGCUCCACCUGCUGGGCUUCUUCCUGCCCUUCGUCAUCAUCGCCUGGUGCUACUCGCAGGUGGUCCGGACCAUCUUCCAGACGCUGCGCUCGCCGCCCGGUUCCAUGCAGGGCGGCGAAGACGACGGGGCGACAGAGGGCGAGCGCGAGAGGACGUCCGUGUCCAUUUCCGGGUCGCAGUACUCGCACUACAUCCGGCGUCGGAGGAAAUCCAUCAAAACCAUCAUCACCAUCACGCUGCUGUUCGCGCUGUGCUUCCUGCCGUUCCACCUGACGCGGACGCUGUUCCUGCUGCUGCGGCGGCGCGGCGGCUGCACGCUGAUGAAGACGGUCUCCAUCUGCUACAAGGUGACGCGCCCGCUGGCGUCCUGCAACGCCUGGCUCAACGCGCUGCUCUACUUCCUGACGGGGGACAAGGGCGCCCCCUGCUGCUGGCCAGCGGAGCGAGCCGAGCGCCGGGACCAUCGAGGCGGCGCCACCUGGUGGCCGCUGAAGAUCCUGAAGAAAGAGGGCGGCGGGGGGGAGGACGACGUGGAGGCGGGGGAGAAGGAGGAGCGGGUCGUGCACAUGGAGAACGAGUCCAAGUCCUCCAGAAUAAUUUUCUAG